This is a messenger RNA of Nylanderia fulva, 1108 nucleotides long. The record is from RefSeq and is a predicted model, not a curated record. Lineage: Eukaryota; Metazoa; Arthropoda; Insecta; Hymenoptera; Formicidae.
AGAGCGAGAAACUUUCUCUCAUAAUAAAGAGAUCCGUGGUGGAAGAAAAAGAGAGAGCUACUUUUAAUGGAAUCUAAGCUUCAUAACGAGAUUUUGUUCUACUCUACAUACGCCCGGCCUGACGAAAAUUUGGCGAGAUGCUACUACGUCCAUGAACAGGCUUGCGAUUCAGUGAUCGCUUUGGAAAAUGUCAAUGCUCGAGGAUAUUAUCAUUGCCCAUUCACGUACGACCCUCCUUUGGAAUAUGUCAUAACGGCGAUGCGCGAGAUAGCACGAUUCCACGGAAAAGGAUACGUUAUGAAGGAGCUGCAGCGAGAAAAAUUCUUCAAUAUUGCGAACCAAUUGCGUGAAACCAAAUUUCCCAUUGAUAUGGUACAGGAACGCAAGAAUUUUUUAAAGACAAUAGUAAUGAGAACGGUGAAUUAUCUUCGCAGUAACAACUACGAGAAAGAGUUCUGCGAUAAAAUGGCAGCCUUAAUCUCGAACACGUACGGCAACAUGACGAAAAUCUUGGAGACUGUAGAACCUUUAUCUACCACGUGUCAUGGCGAUUAUGUGUUGACCAACCUUCUCUUCAAAAAAGAAGACGAUGGACAGCUACGGGGGAUACCGAUCGACUUCGCGGAAUGGAAAUACGCGAGGCCCGUCGUCGACCUUUCUACGUUCCUCUGCGUCUCUUGUUCUACCGAAAUGAGAAGAUACAAGUUUUUCGAAUUCAUACGAGUCUAUCACAAUGAGCUUAAGAAGUAUCUGUCGGACGCUGGCAUUUGGAAUGCCGAGAAAUACUCGUACGAUGUUUUUCUGGAUGAUUUCAAAAGAGGCGCUUUCUUCGGUCUCAUUAUCGCGUCAUACUUUCUACCGGUGUUGUGGGGAUAUAGUAAAUUAGAUAUAGAAAUGCUAGCAACCAAGGGCUACAUGGAAUCAGCGAAAGAGUGCAGCCAGGCCGGCGGAGAUAAAAUGUCAAAGAUUAUAACUGAUGUGUUGCUACAUCUAAGGGAUCUUGGUUGCUUAGAAAACGUUUCGUAACCUCAUGUCAUGUUCGAAAUGAGAUGCAUACAUUAAUAUUUGAUAAUAUUUUUGUGCAAAUAAAUUAUUAUAAAAAAAAGGU